AGUAUUAGCAAAAUAAGUUAUGUGGUUACAGUGCAAGUAAAAUUAAAUUUAUUUUAAUUUCGUCAAACGAUGAUUCCCCUACGGGUGGCAGUCGUACCCCACAGUUCUGCAUCCGCAUCCUUCUGGAAUCCGUUUGAAAGAUUGGAUGCAUGUUGACAACAACAUGGGUUGCUAAGUUUAUCCAGAAGUCAGAAAUGCUGUUUUUUUUUGUUUUUAUAGUUUUAUGUCGCUUAUUUUAUGUAUCAUCAUUAUAUUGUGUCGGUUCGUGGAUUGCUGAUAUUACUGUAGGUGACCUACGGCCUACGGGAUUGUCGUAGUAAUUACCUUUUUGUUUUACUUUUAAGGAUUAGACGGUUCUGUGUUAACUUCACGCUCAGUGUGUUAGUUGUUAUUGAUGUCACAGCGCGUACUUCAUGGUGUUCUCGGGACCUGAGCAUCUGCAAAUACUAACAUCGUUAGAUUUGAAAGUACCAAAGUGAUCAGUUCGGCGACAUUGAAAUUCUGAUAAAACCUGGCUUGACGUUGAAAUAUCACAUGUGGUUUGUUGACGUGGAUCAGCCUUCCUGUUUCGCGGUCUGGAUAUGCUAGCGUCAGGAUGGAUCAGCGCGCUACUGGGCACGCGCUUACUGUCCCAGUUCUUCCUCAUUCUGUGUUUGAUCUUUUCAUUGGUGGCCUUGACACAUGGGACAUGGUAUUGUAAAAAUCGAGAAUGCACAGAACCCGUUUUCGAGGGAAGAACUACGCAUGAUUAUGAGCCACCGCCAGAUGCCAUCAAAAAUGGAUAUAUCGCUGCUCCAGCUCAUCAGGAUUCUAUAAUCUACCGACUUUCCCAGGAGCCAUUUAUUGUGGAUGCUGAGAUCAAUGGAAAGCGUGGACUCUUGCCACGCGCCAUCAUUGCCAUCACGAAAGAUCAUAUGGGCGAUAAAAAUUACGAAACGAUCGAAGCACCCCCAGCUCCAUAUGAAGUGGAUCCAUAUACGGAGAAACCCGUGGGUGAUGAGGAGAAAACGCAGCCGAAGCCCGUUGACGAAACAGUCAGAGAAAGUCCCGCUCCGGUUCCAGAGAAUGCCGUGAAGGAGCAGAUUCCUGUGCAACCUGGUGAUGCCGGUGUCGAUCAGCCAAAAAGCGAAGACAGUCCGCAGAAUACGAAGCAAGUUGAAAGUAAUGCCGUGGCUGGCGGCAGUCCGAAAGAUGAAUCGGAUUCUGGCACUGCAGCAGUGAAAUCGGACGUGGAGAAGGUUGAGGCUAUCCCACAAAAAGAUAGUACCGCUGCGGAAAGCACGGCAAAUCAACCGGCAGAGGCAAAACCUCAAGAACUUGGCGAUAAAACGGAUGAGCCGAAGGAGAAAAAAGCGGCAGACGGCACGGCAGACCAGCCUUUGACGAACAACAUCGCCAAAGAAGAACCACGAGCUGAUGCUGAUGUAACUGUUAAUAUGGUUUCGGAAAUCGCUAAAGAGGACAAAUCGGCAGCGAUCGUUGCUGAGAGAACAGCGGAUUUAGGAAGGGGUACGGAACAGAAGAGUGCAGACGUUAAACCGGAAACCCCAUCCGGUGAUAGCACUCCAUCCAAUGCAGUUGACCCCAUCCAGGCGCAAAAUGUGAGCGGAACUGAUAAUGCCAAAACCCAAGCGCCGGAAAAACCUAAGGAAAAAAUUGGCGAAUCGGUACCUGCGGAGCCUCCAAAGCCGUCAGGGCCUACGCCAGAUUUAACGAAGCAACCCGCGCUGGAUGAAACCAAGAAAACUCUUGUUGUUGAUCCAGUUAUGGAAACAUCCACCGUUGCUCCCACUGCCUCCAUUAAAGAGUCACCUCUUCCUGCAGCCACUCCGGCUGUUCCGAUCCAACAGCCUUCCACUAUUCCUAAAAUGCCGGAGCCUAAAGUUACAUUUCAGGAUCCCAUGCGGAAUAAUUAUGGUGGCAUGCCGCAGUUGGACCUGGAUCACCCGCGACCUGUGUUCACCACGAAAGUUGCCAAUCGUUUUCACGAUCACCACCAUCAUCACCAUCAUGGAGCGCAUGACCAUUCACAUGAUCACCACGGACAUGCACACCACCACGGACAUGAUCAUCACGGACACCAUGACCAUGCUCAUCACGAUCACGAACAUGACCACGACCACCAUGAUCAUGCGCAUGAAAAACUUGAGAAAAAAGAAUCGGGGAAUGUUAUUUCAGAGCAGCCACUCAGCACUUCACGUGACGAGAAAGCAGUUGAAGAAAAAGUACAUCAUCAUCAUGAGGAACAUUCGCAUUCGGAUAAACCCAAAGCCGCUGACUCAGUGCAGUCGGAAUCAGCCGUUGGAGUGGCAAAUAGUGCGAUAAGUCCAGCAGAUCUUCCGGUAGAACAGGCUCUGUUGGUUAAUGCGAAUUUCACGUUCAUUCCGCCAGAAGAUGCCACACAUGCCCCUGUGAACUAUACUCAGUUGGUUCUGGAUCGCAUGGAAGGAAAAACGAUACCGGGAUUUUUAAACGAAGCUCUGGACAAAGAACCGUCUGAAGGAUAUCCAGUUCCGCCGCCCCUGGAUCCGGCCACAGCCACGGAGGCGCCCAGAAUUCCUGGAUUAUCGGACAACGCCUUACCGGCGACCGAUAUGGAAGCCGCUGUUCAAUCGGUUGACCGGUACAAUAAACACGGACGAGCGAGAUUUAUUAAUCGUGGAGGUCGCGGCGUACCGGCCAUAUCUGAGGGUUCUGAAGAGAAACAGACUUCGGAGGAAAACCAUAACCACGAUCACGACAGUCAUGAUCACAGCCAUCAUGAUCAUCAUCACGACCAUCACGAUGAUCACGGCCAUCAUCACCAUGAUCAUGGGCUUCCACCUUCAACUGCACCGGACACUGAAUCCGUCCCGGCCGAAGAAGUGGUGGGUGGAACAUGCUCGGCCCGGACUGGUGGCGGGGAAGGUUCGUGCGAUGAUAUCGAGCCUCUGGAUGUUGUCGAAUAUGAACCGGGAUUGUCAGAGCCUGUGAAGUCAUCGGAGGAUAAGCCCAACGAGAAAUCCAUGCUCCACGGCGGCAUGGUUGUAGCUACGAAAUACUGGUUGUUGGUUGUAGCGGAAUUCGAAAAGGUGUCUGCGAGUUUGCGCUUGAUCGGGAUGAUGAUUUUCGCUGCUGCGGCCACUGUGUUUUUGGGCGUGGCGUCCAGAGAUCGGAAUAUUAGAAAAGCCCUGGAACGCGGUUUUGAGGAAUACGACCAUAAAAAAGAUACGGAAUUGAUAGUAUUACGUGAGCAAGUACAGAAGUUAGUGAAAGAGAAACAGGAAACGGAACGGGCGAGAUCGAUGAUUCUUCCUAUUCCGCCACCGGGUAUCAUACCAAAACUCCCCGAUGGGCCGCCAGCGCCGUGCUUAGAAUGCAGUAAUUUAAGGAACAGCGCUGUGGGAUUAAAGAAAACAAUAACCGAAAAUGAACAGCUUCUGAAAGAUCACCGAGAAACACAUGCGAAUUUAUUAAGCAAGAACAAUGAAAUGAUGACGGAAGUGGUACUUAUCAGAAAAGAGCGGGAUGAUUUGCGCCGGGAACUGGAUGGCACAAAAUCAAGACUUAUCGAAAUGGAACGAAGGCCGAUCGGAGGGGCGGUUACUAACGGUUAUGAUGCUGCGAAGGAGGCUGAACUUACUUCUCUUCGUAUUAGCCUGCAACAGUUGCAAUCCGAAAACGAUGCUCUACGAACCGAUAUUCAGAGUGCAUCGUCAACCGAUAUCAGCUCAACCAAACUGGCGGCAUUACAGACCGAGCGGGAUGAAGCAGCCAGCAAUGUCAGGUUAUUGAAGCAGUUACUAGGCGAAAAAGAAGAGGAGAUACGGAAAGUUCGGAGCACAGACGGAUCUGGUGGGGUCAGCGCUCGUGAACUCCAGGAGAAAACCGACGAAGCACGCAGCUACCGAAAACAGGUACAUCGUCUACAGGACGAAAUCGAGACCAUCAAGCGCGAAAGGGAAUCCCAGCUGCAGCUGCGCUGUCAGUCUUUCCGAAUUGCUGCGGAUAAAGCUCAGCGCGAUGCAUUAAUGGCUCGUCAGGAAACGAUUGUCGUGCGCCAACAGCUGGAGGAGUUGUGUCGGAAAUAUGGUGAACAGGUGCCGGCCGUAAUUAUUCCCCAAAUUUCUAAUGGGGCAGCAUCCCCACCUGGAAUCGCCACGCCUCCGAUGAUGUUUGGGGGAAUGCCGUAUCCACCCGGUCCACCACCGCCGACUUUCGAGGCCUUCAAACAACAUGUGCUUUCCCAUAGCGCCGGCUCCAGUGGCUAUAUAUCGCCCCAUAGUCCCGGACGAGAACAGGAACGCGAUCGGGUGCGGGAGAGGAAAGUUGGCAAGAAGAAUGCUCAAGAGUAUUCGCGUAAUGGAAAGGAUGGAUAUUUGGAUGAUUCUGAUACCGAACGAGAGAAAAAGCGUGAUCGAAGUAAAAGAUGAACCAGUUUUUUGGAGUGAUUUGAAUCUGACAUGCCAAGCUUGUUGGAUUGUUGGAUCGCAAAUGGGAUAGAUGCCAACUGCGUUCGGAUACAUACCUCGUUCGUGCUGUCGGGUUAAUUUAUAAGAUUUCUUUAUUAACCGGUUUCGUACUCUUGCUGACGAUUGUCGUCAGUGGUCGCUGUUGUGCUUUCGUUGGUGUCAUGUAUUCUGCUUUUCUUAUCUUUCUGAUGUUCUUUUACAAAUAAUUUAUGGCUGGAAUAUGUGAUUGUCCUUUUUUUACUAACGCAGAUAAUUACGAUGUGGAAUGUUCGUUUGAUCCGGUUAACUUACCAUUAAAAAUUGCUCCAGUA
Molecule: messenger RNA, 4762 nt
Organism: Paramacrobiotus metropolitanus
Lineage: Eukaryota; Metazoa; Tardigrada; Eutardigrada; Parachela; Macrobiotidae
Exons: 6
Coding region: 582-4412 (1276 amino acids)
Source: RefSeq, a predicted model, not a curated record